AUGGGUUGCUGCGCUUCAGUCGAGGAAAGUGAUAAUGCUGGGAAACUUCGCAAUGAAGAAAUCGAUGGGCAGCUCCGCAUGGAGAAACUCAAUAACAAGAACGAAGUCAAAUUGUUACUGCUCGGUGCUGGUGAGUCUGGAAAGUCGACCAUUUUAAAGCAGAUGAAGUUGAUUCAUGAUGGAGGAUUUACACCCGAGGAGAAGGAGGCUUACAAGGAGAUCAUCUUUAGCAAUUCACUGCAGUCGAUUCAUGUGUUGUUGGAGGCAAUGGAGACACUCGACAUCCCGCUCGACGACGCAUCCAACCAAGGAUACUUUGACUACGUUAUGGAGCAGUAUCAAAAGAUGGAUUAUUUCUCGAUGCCACCCGAAUUGGUGAGAGCAAUCAAACAGUUGUGGCAAGACAAGGGCGUUCAAGAAGCCCAUUCAAGAAGAAAUGAAUUCCAGUUGAAUGAUUCAGCAGCAUAUUACUUUGAUUCUAUUGAUCGUAUAGGUGACCCAAACUAUUUGCCCACCGAUCAAGAUGUCCUGCGUUCCCGUGUCAAGACCACGGGUAUUGCAGAGAGCAAAUUCACCUUUGGCACACUCACGUACCGCAUGUUUGAUGUGGGUGGACAGCGCUCAGAACGUAAAAAGUGGAUCCAUUGUUUUGAGGAUGUUACAGCCAUCAUCUUUCUGGUCGCUAUAUCUGAAUACGAUCAAGUCUUGAUUGAAGAUGAAUCGGUAAACAGAAUGCAAGAAGCUUUAACUUUAUUUGACUCCAUCUGUAACUCGAGAUGGUUUGAAAGAACAUCCACCAUUUUGUUCUUGAACAAGACUGAUCUGUUCAAGCAAAAGUUAGCGACGAGUCCACUGGUGGACUACUUUCCUGAUUACAAGGGAGCUAAUGAUGACUAUGAAGAAGCGAGCAACUACAUUAUGCAGCAAUUCAUCUCGCUCAAUUCCUCUGCUGAAAAGCAGGUUUACACUCAUUUGACUUGUGCAACAGACACUGAGCAAGUCAAGUUUGUCAUGGCAGCUGUGAAUGAUAUCGUGCUCCAAACGAAUCUUCGAGAUGUUGGUUUGAUUUAA
Mucor velutinosus is the source of this 1071-nucleotide messenger RNA. RefSeq lists its product as uncharacterized. Gene Ontology annotation, molecular function: G protein-coupled receptor binding; GTPase activity; GTP binding. The coding region runs from base 1 to 1071 and encodes 356 amino acids. Gene Ontology annotation, biological process: adenylate cyclase-modulating G protein-coupled receptor signaling pathway. Gene Ontology annotation, cellular component: heterotrimeric G-protein complex. The transcript is spliced from 3 exons. NCBI's taxonomy places the organism in Eukaryota, Fungi, Mucoromycota, Mucoromycetes, Mucorales, Mucoraceae. The record is from RefSeq and is a predicted model, not a curated record.